Messenger RNA from Moneuplotes crassus, 481 nucleotides. Lineage: Eukaryota; Ciliophora; Spirotrichea; Euplotida; Euplotidae. The record is from the annotation of a GenBank genome assembly.
AUGGAGAAAGCCAAAGACAUUUACUCAAAGAUUAUCAAAGAGAAGUGACUCGAUAGGGUCACAGACUGAUUCUGGGCUGUCUUAGGCAAAAAGAAAAUGCGUUAUGAAUUAGUAGGCAAAAAUGAUACUGAUAAUGUAAAUACAAAUGAUAUUGAGUGACAUAAGAUGGAGGAUGAGAAAGAUUUGCAAGCUUUCCCAACUUCUUUCAAGGAAAAAGAUUCUUCUCCUUCAAAAGAAAAGAAAGAGGAAACUCUAGUUUCAACUAAAUAACCCUAAAGAAUCUGAGAAAAAGGCGAUGACAUAUUUCUCAAUGAAUGAGGAAGAACUUGAAAGAGAAAAAGAAAAGAAUAGAGAGGGUGAAAAAGAGAUUUUCGGAGAUAUCCCAAAACCUGAACCAAAAGAAGAAAUACUGGAAGAAGACCCUCAGAAUACUGGAUGGGGAGAUGAAGAUUUUGAUGAGGAACUUGACAUUGAUAUUUAA